Molecule: messenger RNA, 963 nt
Organism: Aspergillus thermomutatus
Lineage: Eukaryota; Fungi; Ascomycota; Eurotiomycetes; Eurotiales; Aspergillaceae
Exons: 1
Coding region: 1-963 (320 amino acids)
Source: RefSeq, a predicted model, not a curated record
AUGUACCGGCACCUCCCGCAGCAGGGUUAUCAGGUUCAGCUCGAAGCUGCUCUUGCGGCGUCAGGCACCCGCAGAACACGACAACCGCGACCAAUGAGUUGGCACCCGGCAUCACUGCGCUCGAUGGGAUAUUCCACCUCCCAGUACUUACCGGCCACCACUAUGUCUGGAAACCUUGCUGUCACGGGUCUAUGCGCCUCGUCAUCUAACACGGUUCCUGUUACCUAUGGAGGCGAGGGCAUUCUCCCUGCGUAUCCCACCUCAGAUGCUGCGAUGUUUUCAUCUUUGUCCGGCAUGGAAGAUCCGACAACGAUGCAGCAACAAUACCUCUUGCAGAUGAACGGCUCGCAGGUCGAGCCAGUCACUUGGGACUCCGGUGCGUCUAGCUUCUCCGGGAUGGCUCCGCCCAUAUCUGAAGGCUGGUCCUUCGAUAUGAUGUCCAUGAACAGCAGUAUUCCUUCGGCAGACGUUGCGGGGUCGAAUUACGAGAGCGCGCCGUCUUCUGGACCUCCAACGCCCAAUUUUCUCCCCAUUCAGCAGUUCGAUGAGCCGGAUGCGGUUGAGGAGAAGCCGGAGGACGAGCUUGUUGGGAUGGGCCUGUACAGCCAUCCUGACGCAUCGCUAAAUGGUUCCUUGACUGGAUUAAGCGGCAAGGGCUUGAAGCUGGAGGAGACUUUUACACCAUCGCCGGACGACGAGACCGAGAAUCAGGAUGCUGACGGAGAGGAUGAUGACCUGCAAGAGACCGCGGAGAAGCAAGCCGGCGACAGUCUCGAUGUUCGUCAACCGCAACUAGGGCCUCAGACACAUGACCAGCCCGUGAAAUCAGCACAGAAUAUGCUUAACAAGUCAUUCUUUUUCGACGAUGAUGGCGGACUAGACCAAGAUGGCGGGGUAGUUCCCCAGCAAUUCUUCAGUCUGGAGAGUCGGCCAUGCUUGAAUUACGCAUAUGGGUGGAUAUGA